UUGCAAUCACAACUGAGUAUAUUGCCGCGGCACGUGUUCCUUUAUUUUGUUGCUGGCAUUGAAUUAUAGUUUGUUUUUUUUACAUUUAUUUUAAUAGUACAAAAUGCAGCACGACGAUCUUGUGUGGAGCAUCAUAAACAAAUCGUUUUGUUCACAUAAAGUUCGAACUGAUACGCGAACAUUUUGUCGACAUGAAUACAAUAUAACCGGCUUAUGUACAAGACGCACUUGCCCGCUCGCCAACUCUCAAUAUGCCACAGUCCGUGAAGAAAAUGGUAUUAUUUAUCUUUUCAUGAAGACGGCCGAACGUUCACACAUGCCGAACAAAACUUGGGAACGCGUCAAACUGUCAAGAAACUUUGAGAAAGCAAUACAGCAAAUAAAUGAAAAUUUAGUUUUCUGGCCUAAAUAUAUGAUAGCAAAAAAUAAACAGCGCUUCUUGAAAAUUACACAGUAUCUGAUGCGUAUGCGUAAACUGAAAUUGCGACGACAGAAACUUAUAGUACCGCUGUCUAGGAAAAUAGAAAGACGUGAAACUAGACGAGAACAAAAGGCGCUUAUAGCAGCCAAAAUUGAUAAUCAUAUUGAGAAGGAAUUGUUGGAACGUUUGAAACGUGGCACGUAUCAAGAUAUAUACAACUUCCCGCAGACAGUCUUUAAUAAGGCACUUGAAGCGGAAGAGAUUGAAGAUGAAGAAGCUGAACAAAGUGAGGAAGAAGAAGCCGAAGUUGAAAAAGAAAUGGAACUUGAUGAAGAUGUACGACGUGAAUUACUUGAUGAAGAAUUUGUUGAAGCUGAAUCCGAUUUGGAAGAUGAUGAUGAGGAAUAUAGUGAUGAUGAGGAUGCAUUAAGUGAUUCUGGUCAAAAAGAAGAAGUAGAAUUGGAGAGUGAUUUUGCAUCAUCAGAUGAAGAGAAUGGAGAUGAUAUUGAGGACACGCCUGUUAUACCCGGUGCCUUUGUACUCGCGCCUAAAUAUAUUAAAUCAAAGAAAGACACAAGUAAGUCGGAUAGUAAAGACAGUAAACCUACGAGUAAACGUCGUCUUCGGAAAGCUAAACCAGAAAUUGAAUAUGAGAUGGAAACUGAAGCUAAUACGUCAAUGCAAAGGAUACGCCGUUAAGGUAUAUGGGUCAAGUAUUUUAUUUGACAGUGAGAUUGUGUUUUAUAUAUAUAGAUAUUAUGAAAUUAGAUA
Molecule: messenger RNA, 1192 nt
Organism: Teleopsis dalmanni
Lineage: Eukaryota; Metazoa; Arthropoda; Insecta; Diptera; Diopsidae
Gene: Rbm13
Product: protein MAK16 homolog
Exons: 4
Coding region: 104-1120 (338 amino acids)
Biological process (GO): maturation of 5.8S rRNA; maturation of LSU-rRNA
Cellular component (GO): nucleolus; preribosome, large subunit precursor
Source: RefSeq, a predicted model, not a curated record